Molecule: messenger RNA, 2817 nt
Organism: Phalacrocorax carbo (great cormorant)
Lineage: Eukaryota; Metazoa; Chordata; Aves; Suliformes; Phalacrocoracidae
Source: RefSeq, a predicted model, not a curated record
UGGUGACAAGGUACUGUGGGUGACAGAGAUGGGCUGUCACUGGCUGACAGUCACUGUGGGUGGCAGGAGGUGUGGCUGUCACCAAGAGUGAUGAGGGCAAUGGGUGACAUGGGACAGGCUACUGGUGUGGGUGACAAUGUCUGGGGGUAACAAAGACUGUCAUCCUGGUGACAAUGGCCACGGGUGACAGUGGCCACGGGUGACAGUGGCCACGGGUGACAGGACAGGGUGUCACUGUGGGUCAUGGUUGUCGUGGGUGACAGGCUGUCUUUCAGGGUGACAGUGGUCCUGGGCGACAAGGACAGGUUUUCACCGUGGGUGAGACUGGCUGCGGGUGACAGGGACAGGCUGUCUCUUAGGCUGAUGAUUGCCUCCUGUGGUGCCAGUUGCUGUGGGUGACGGGGACAGGCUGUCUCUCAGGGUGACAGAGACAGGUUAUCACUGUGAGUGGUGGUUGCUGUGGGAGACAGGCUGUCUUUCAGGGUGACAGUAGCUGUGGGUGACAGGAGCAGGGUGUUGCUGUGGGGGACAGUGGCCGUGGGUCACAGGGACAGGCUGUCUCUCAGGGCGACAGUGGCUGCGGGUGCAGGGACAGGCUGUCGCUGCGGGUGGUUGUUGCCGUGGAUGACAGGCUGCCUCUCAGGGUGACGAUGGCCUCCCGCGGUACCGGUUGCCAUGGUGACGGCGACAGUCCCUCCCGUUCCCCCGGCAACAGCCGGCGGGAGACGGGAAGGGGGCGGGGCGCAACGCCACCUCCCGCCCGUCCUCCCGCCCCGCCGUGGCGCCGCGCGCGCGGAUUGGCGGAGGGGCGCGGGGGCGGGGCGAGGCGGGCGGCGGGCUCUGGAAGGUUCCGCCAUCGCCUCAGAGGAGCGGCGGCGGCGGCGGGGGGCGGCGGGAUGGGGAAGGACUAUUACCGCACGCUGGGGCUGUCCCGCGGCGCCUCGGGGGAGGACGUGCGGCGGGCCUACCGCCGGCAGGCCCUGCGCUUCCACCCCGACAAGAACAAGGAGCCGGGGGCCGAGGAGCGCUUCAAGGAGGUGGCCGAGGCCUACGACGUCCUCAGCGAUCCCAAGAAGCGGGAGAUCUUCGACAAGCCUGAAAGGGGGAGCCCCAACCUCUGGCCCGGGGGGUUCCAAUGGACCCACGUUCACCUACACCUUCCGGGGCGACCCCCACGCCAUGUUCGCCGAAUUCUUCGACGGUCGCAACCCCUUCGACACUUUCUUCGUCCAACGCAACGGGGAUGAUGAGGACGGUGACGAUACCUUCACCACCUUCCAUGUGGGAGGUUUCAGUAGCGUCGGCUUCCCCCGGGGUCGCGGGGGGCCGGAAGGCACCUGCCGUAAGCAAGACCCCCCGGUCCUCUACGACCUGAAGGUCUCCCUGGAGGAGAUCUACACCGGUUGUACCAAGAAGAUGAAGAUCUCCCACAAGCGUCUCAACCCUGACGGGAAGACGGUGCGUAACGAGGACAAGAUCCUCACCAUCGAGGUGAAGCGGGGUUGGAAGGAGGGCACCAAGAUCACCUUCCCCAAGGAGGGCGACCAGACCCCCAACAACAUCCCCGCCGAUGUCGUCUUCGUUCUCAAAGACAAACCCCACGGCGUCUUCCGCCGGGAGGGCUCGGACAUUGUCUACCCAGCAAAGAUCAGCCUCCGUGAGGCCCUCUGCGGCUGCACGGUCAACGCCCCCACGCUGGACGGCCGCACCAUCCCCAUGGUCUUCAAGGAUGUGCUGAAGCCGGGGGUGAAGCGGCGCAUCCCGGGCGAGGGGCUGCCCUACCCCCGCACCCCCGACCAGCGCGGGGACCUCAUCAUCGAGUUCGAGGUCAAGUUCCCUGACAGGAUCCCCCCCUCCUCCAAGACCCUCCUGGAACAGAUCCUGCCCGUCUAGCCCCCGCCAAACCCAGUCUGGGGGGGCUUGGGGGCAGGGUCACAUCUUUUGGGGACCACAGCGGGGGGGUGGGGGCCUGCACGUGGUCUGCUGGGCUGAGGCAGCCCCCCCCCAAACAUCUCUGGGCUUGGAGGGGGUGUGUCUUGGUGUCCUCACCCCCCCAAUCUUGGGGGUCAUGGGGUGUCCUUGGUGCACCCCCACCCCAUCUUGGGGGGGGGUCUGGGGGCGGUGAGGUGCCCUCAUCCCCCUGUCUGAGAGCUUGGAGGAGUCAUGGGGUGUCUGUGAUAUGUGUGCCCCCACCCAUCUUAGGGGUCAUGGGGUGUCUGUGAUGUGUCCCCCUCCUCAUCUUGGGGGUCAUGGGGUGUCCUUGGUGCCCCCCCCACCUCAUCUUGGGGGUCCAGGGGUGUCUGUGUCCCCCCCACCAUCUUGGAGCUCUAGGGGCCCCAGGAUGUCCUCAUCUCCGCAGCCCAUCUUGGGGGUCCUGGGGUGUCCUCACCCCCCAUCUCUGUGCUCUGGGGGGUUUUGGGGUUCCUCACCCCCCCAUUUUGGGGCUCUGGGUGUCCUUGUCCCCCCAUCUCUGUGCUCUGGUGGCCCUGGGGUGUCCUUGUUUCCCCCCCCCAUCUUGGGGCUCCCAGUGUCCUUGUGCAUCCCCCCCAUCUGGGGGUUCUGGGGUUCGUGGUGUCCUUGUCUGUGUGUCCCCCCCAUAUUCUGGGGGUCCCUGGGUGUCCUUUCCCCCCCCCCCAACCCCCCAUGCUCUGUGGGUCCUGGGGUGUCCUCGCUCCCCUUGUUUUGGGGCUCCCCCUGUCCUUGCUCUCCCCAUUUUGGGGAGGGGUCCCCUUCUGGUGGCUGGGGGGGUCCCGGGGUGCCCUCAUCCCUCCCCAGUCCCCCCCCCAUGGACAGCAGGGACCCCUCCCGGGGUUGGGA